Molecule: messenger RNA, 2230 nt
Organism: Xiphophorus hellerii (green swordtail)
Lineage: Eukaryota; Metazoa; Chordata; Actinopteri; Cyprinodontiformes; Poeciliidae
Product: transforming protein RhoA-like
Exons: 5
Coding region: 254-835 (193 amino acids)
Biological process (GO): small GTPase-mediated signal transduction
Molecular function (GO): GTP binding; GTPase activity
Source: RefSeq, a predicted model, not a curated record
GUACAAGGCUGGCAUGUUAGGAUCAGUCAAGCAAACUUUGAAUUUCAGAGUUUAAACGGCUUUAGAUAGCCUAGCCUGAAAGAGAUGACUGGUUUGACAAGUCCCCAUUUCCCUACUCAACUGGAUUGGUAACAUAACAAGGGAAUCUUUGUGGCGUCUGAAUAUAACCAGUCAGCUCAUUCCGGCUGAGAUCUUGUAAAAGCAGCUGUGACAAGGCCAAGGCAAUCUGUUCUGAAAGCGUCAAAAGCAGUAAAUGGGCUCUAUCAAGAAGAAGUUGGUGAUCGUUGGGGACGGUGCUUGUGGGAAGACAUGUCUGCUCACGGUUUUCACCAAAGACCUCUUCCCUGACGUCUAUGUGCCUACUGUAUUUGAGAACUAUGUGGCAGACAUUGAAGUGGAUCAGAAAGAGAUACAGUUGGCACUUUGGGACACAGCAGGUCAGGAAGACUAUGACCGACUGAGGCCGCUUUCCUAUCCAGACACUGAUGUAAUCCUUCUGUGCUUCUCUGUGGUCAGCCGGGACAGUUUAGUAAAUGUUAAAGAAAAGUGGACUCCUGAAGCGAAACACUUCUGUCCUCAUGUUCCCAUAGUCCUGGUGGGGAACAAAACGGAUCUUCGCGACGAUGAGAGUGUCAGAAAAAUGCUUGCCAAACAAAACGAGGAGCCAAUUAAAUAUGAAGAGGGCAAAGACAUGUCUACACAAAUUGCCGCCUACAGCUACCAGGAGUGUUCUGCUAAAAACAAUGAUGGCGUGAGGCAAGUCUUUGACACUGCAGCUAAGGCAGCGUUGACGUACAAGAGACAUCAGAAGAAGAGUCACUGUGCGCUUUUAUGAACUCUGGUGAAAAGUAGCGCUAUUUUGAAGCUCUCAUGAUGGGCAGAUCCUAAAUCUUUAGAACUUAAAGGGAGGAAUUUAAAGCCAAAACGUUUCAAACCAAGGCUGAUUUGUACAUCACGAAGAACAAAGACAAAAACAGCUACGCUACAGAAAAACUGUAAUGAAAGUCUUGACCUUGUACAAAAUCAAUUUGUAAUUUGGUUUAAAAAUAAUAAUUGCUAAUAGUAACAUAAACCUUUCUUGACACCAUAACACCACAAUUUUAAAUGCCAAGACAUUUUUGUACCACACUGUGAAAUUCAUUAACCAGGGGAUCAAUUCACUGAGUCUAAUAUAUACUGUAUUGUCUUCACAAGGCAUUGUAUAUUUUUAGUCUCCCUUUAAAGCCAUCAUAUCUCCAUUAUACUGUCCUGUAUACCUAUGAUCUUUUCAGCCAUAUUUUAACUUUAUAACUCAAUUAUCAUGAGAUUCUGAAUAUAGAAAAUAAACUAAUAUUCUGUUACUGGUGAAAUAUUUCUUGUUAGUUACAAGUUUUGGUUGUGGUAUCUUCCUUUUAAUGAUUUUUUUUGUGAGUACUUUUUGUUGCAUUCAGUUAUCAUUUACUGCAACAAUUUGAUGUUUAUUUUAAUACCUCUCAUAAAACUUCUUGCAUGCUUUCAUAUUCGGUCAAACGUUUUACGAAAUAGCCUAGGAUCAUAUCCAAUUUCAGAUUUACUUGCCAUAUUGUCAAGAGAUUACACUGUCAUAAAAUUUGUAAAACACAGUGGUCUUUUUCUUUAAUGUAAGGAUAUUGUGUUGUUCAAAUACUCUAUUGAACAGCAGCUUCAACAGAAACUGUAAUAUAAGAAUAUGUAUUGUACUUACAGGGAAAUGCAAGCAGUAAUGCAUGUUAUAAUGUUUUUGUAAAGGUAUUUCAUUCAAUGAAGUGAAUGAAAAAGAAAUAAGGCAGACUGUACUGGAUGUCCGGAUCUGAUUCUUUUUUUGCUAAGAAAAAAAACAAAAAUGAGGAGGUAUCAGAUUUUAGUGGAUAUAUUAUCAAAGUGGUUUUUUUGGAGGACGGUAAAGAUUGCACUGUUGCCUGACAGCAAGGAGGUCCUGGGUUUGAUUCCUGGCUAUGUCUCUGAGUUCUGGGUUGGAAUCUUAGCCACAAAGAAAGAGCCCUGUACAAAUCUGCCUGCAAAGAGAAUGGAUUAUCUCCAGAACUCCGUAGCAUUCAAUAGUCCAAAAAUGUGAGUGCUAAGUUAACUGUUUUCUCUGAAAUGCCCUUAACCCUCUGAUGCAUGACAUAUUGACUAUACAGUCUUCCAUGAGUGGGUCUUUUUGGACCCGUGUUUAAAUCAAUGUGUUUUUUUAUGCUACUUUUGUCAUUUUGAUUAAAAACAAUGUUUAGUA